AUGAGAUUCAUUUUGUACAGGUUGAACGUGACUCAGUUGGUCACUCUUCUCCUUGACUCCAAACUAGUUUCAGUUCUCUGUCACUUUGGCAAUUUUGGAUGCGGAGAUGGAGGAUGGACACCAGUCAUGAAGAUGAACGGCAGCAAGGUAAAACGUGUGUAUUCGGCAACAAGAGUGACAAAAAUGUAUUAUAAUUAAAUACAGGUUUGCUUAUGUCAGCGGUAAUUUUCCAUUAUCAUAACCUGCGAAUACAGCCGUUUCUCCUUCCUCUCCGCCGCCAGGGACGUUCCGCCAGGAGGAAUUCUGCGCCUCAGCGACAGAAAUUCCAUACUGAUGACGUAAAAUCUGUCCGGAAUCUGGUCAGGAGCUCUGAUUGGUCGGUAUAGUAGUUAUAUUAUUUUACCUAUUCUUUACGAAUGACAGACAAAAGAUAAAAGGCCACAAAGGUCAGAUAUAAACGGGGUAGUAAACGUGAGGAAUAUAUUCUUCGGCUCUAGAAAAAGCAGCUGAGUUUUGCUGUCGCUGAAACGCAGACGUUCCUCCUGGCGAGACGUCCCUAGCAAGGAGAAACGGCUGUAUUCGCAGGCUACAAUUAUCCGCGAAAGAUGCGAAAGAGUAUUUCGGCGAUUGAUGAAAAAAAAAAUAAACUACGCAAUUCGAAUGUGCAACGGAUAAAUGAAAAAGCAUGCUUUACACUUUUUCUCCCGAACAUUUCUUAGUAUUCCUUUUUACUAGACGAGUGAAUGGAAAUGAACAAUGUUUAGGGAGUCGAUUAUCAUGUAAAACCGACGUAGUUACACUCCCCUUUUUGCAGAUUCACGUCACUGAGUACAGUUGAUCGAACCUUCGCUUUAGGGCACUGACCUCCCUUGUCCGGCGGACACUCAGUCUGAGACAUUUUUGUUUUCAUAAGUUUGAUUUUAUUUACCUUUAUUAAAAAUUCGCCAAGGAUGUACUAAUUAAUUAAAAAUAAUUAGAUGAUGGGAGCGUCUUUCUUUUUUUCUCAAAUUAUAAUCAGCUUUUUUUCUGUUGAGAAAGCUUCGUGCCCAAGGAAAAGAUUAGAACAUUGUUGCCAAAUGGCGCCCAAGAAAACGCCAGUUUCAGUUUCUAAACACAAUUUUUUGUAUAUGAAAUUUCAACGAGAGUCUUGAAUCCUGAAUGCUUUCAGAAAGCCCAGCAAAUUAAGUGAAAUUUACAUAAGGCUCGACCUUACCAUAUUUGAAAAUUUCUUGCCUUAUUCUUUCUAGUAACUAAGUAACCAAAGCUGCAAAAGAUGACCCCUUUGACCUAGAGUUCGAUCUGAAGAAAUCUGAUCAUGUGAUUAUUAGACAAACCACAGCAGAAUAAUAAUGUAAUUAAAAGCAAUGUAACUCUAUUUGUCCUCCUCGUUCCCAGGAUCCUCUCCUACUCCCACCCGGGAAUGAGUAGGAGUGGAGCCUGGGAACGAGGAUAGGCGAAUUAACAAAACAUACGUAAAUCUAAUCACUCUUUACCUAUGCUAGAGACUGUUUUUCUGUCAUUAAUUUUAUCACAGCGAACGUUUCACUACGACUCCAAUCUCUGGGGAAACAAAAUUGCCUUUAAACUUGACGGAGGGAAGACUGGGUUUGACUCACAGGAGACCAAACUUCCCUCCUACUGGAACACAUCUUUCUCCAAGAUCUGCCUCGGUAUGAAGAUCGGCCAUCAGAUCAAGUUUAUUGUCAUCAAGAAGCGGGCGAACUCCUUGUACUCUCUGAUCGCUGAUGAUAAGUACCGCAGAACCUCACUGGGUCGUAACACGUGGAAGUCGCUGAUUGGCUCUGGGGCUUCCUUGCAGAUUGCCUGUAACAGGGAAGGAUUUAAUGCCAAGAGUGACGUGCAGUCUUUAGGUAGAGACAUGGCUAAAGCAAGAAUCGGUAUCCUUGGUAAUGAAAUAAACGUUUGUAGUAAAUGUGACUCCAGAAUUGGGUUUGGUACUGGAGGGCUCCAUGAUGACACCAAUACAUGUGGGAAUCAGGUUGGAUUCGCAAAGAAUACAAAGGGACUAGGUUACAUCUUAGUACAGUGA
Molecule: messenger RNA, 2050 nt
Organism: Porites evermanni
Lineage: Eukaryota; Metazoa; Cnidaria; Anthozoa; Scleractinia; Poritidae
Source: the annotation of a GenBank genome assembly